CCUGGGGCUGUGUCAUAGCUCAGUGACACUGUUGAGUUCUCCUCUCCUGUGAGGUUUGGUCUUGAAGUUAUAAUAAUCUUAACAGACUGAAACAUGGGAUUUCACAAGAAGAUUUUGAGAAUAGCCUCCAUCCUUUUUGUGAGUAUCACAGUCUCUCUCUUCUUACUAAACUCUCCCAGGAAGAAUUGCCCUCAAAAGACAGAACUGGACUUGAAUCACUUACUAAAGCAGGAUGUUGGAGAACUACAGGCUUGCUCUGCAAUCAUCCAAGGAGACAUGGACGGAGUGGACAAUGAAAUCUUUGGGAAGCUCCUGACCUCAAAAAGAAGAAAAUUUUUGCUAUCAGAGUCAUUCUAUCUUAAUUCAACCAAGGACUGUCAAUACUACAUCAAAGACAGAGGGUUUCUGACAGUUCCUCUCAGCAAGGAGGAGAAAGAUUUCUCCAUUGCAUAUUCCAUGGUGAUCCAUGAGAAGAUUGAGAUGUUUGAAAGGCUGCUGAGAGCCAUUUACACUCCUCAGAAUGUGUACUGCAUUCACGUGGACCAGAAGUCUCCUGAGAUCUUUAAAGAAGCAGUUAGAGCCAUUGUAUCUUGCCUGCCUAACGUGUUUGUGGCCAGCAAACUGGAGAGUGUGAUCUAUGCCUCCUGGUCUCGAGUUCAAGCAGACAUCAACUGCAUGCAGGAUCUGCUCAAGUCACCCGUCCAGUGGAGAUACCUUCUCAACACCUGUGGGACUGAUUUUCCCAUUAAAACCAAUGGAGAAAUGGUGCAGUCUUUAAAACAUCUGAAUGGAAAGAACAGUAUGGAGUCUGAGGUCACAAAUGAAUACAAAAAAUUGCGCUGGCAGUAUCAUCACAAUGUUACAAACUCUGUGAUUCAAACCAAUGUAAAAAAGUCACCGCCACCAAUAAAGUCCCCCAUGUUCUCGGGAAACGCUUACUUUGUGGUUUCUAGAGAGUUUGUGGAUCACCUCUUCCAAAGCAAAGAGAUUCAGGAUUUCAUGGAGUGGGAGAAAGACACAUACAGUCCAGAUGAGCAUAUGUGGGCUACGUUACAGAGGAUGCCCUUAGUGCCAGGAUCCAACCCUCCCAACAUCAAGUAUGAGCAAUCGGACAUGAACGCAAUUGCUCGUCUGGUGAAGUGGAUCUACCAUGAAGGGGAUCUAAAGAAUGGGGCUCCCUACUCUCCAUGCACUGGCGAACACAGACGGGCAGUAUGUGUCUAUGGAGCUGGGGACUUGAAAUGGAUUUUGAGGCAGCACCAUCUCCUUGCAAACAAGUUUGACCCAGAAGUAGACGAUGUAGCAAUCAAAUGCAUAGAGGCUUUUUUGAGGUACAAAGCUAUUUAUGGUCGGUCAUUAUUAACUGUUCGAAAAUCUGACAUUAUUUUAUGAUGGUGUUACAUAAUACUGUCUGUAUAUUUCUGUAAAUAUUGUGGGUAUGAAUCUUCUUUAUUAAAUAUAAUAUAAAUGUAAAUGUGUGUGAAUAUAAUGUUUAUAAUAUACUUUUUAUAUGACUUAUUAUUGAUAGGAUGAUGCAAAUUAUCAAAUAAAGUUAACAAAGGAACAUUUGUGUGGAUUAAAAACAAUAAUAAACAAUCUUUACAUGUAAGAAUUUAAUAUUGCAUGCAAGAAACCAACAAAAUUAAAGAUGUCUAAUGGCACAAAAUGUUUACUUGCAAAUUCUGUGAUUAAACACUGUAUCUCUUGAAAAUGUUAAACGGUUAAAAAGGGCAGUUGGCCAUGCAACAUAAUAUCAGCAUCAAUCGUGUGUCAACAUUAAGAUGAAGUCUGGCUACACUUAGAAAUAAAAGAAACUUUCAUUUAAAAUGUGCAGCCAAUGCAUUUCAGGCUAGUGUGAUCUGUGACAAAAUUAAUUCUCUGAGGCAAGGAAAUGAGUCACAGGAGCACAACACCAUUUCCUGAGUAUAAAUCUUAACCUUCUGAGACCCGAGCAUGACUGCUGUAUGUAUAUAAUAAAGACAUAGACAUUUCGCUUUUGGUGCGAAAAAAGAUGCUUUUGCUUUUUAACUAUAAUCCAACACUUCACGAGAGGGUGGAGUCCAAGUGGUCUCUCGUGUGACAUAUUCGCGUUGCCAUGGAUAUAUCGUGGGGUGAGAAGCAGAGGGGCUUAAGUGACAUUUCACCAACUUUACAGGAGGGCCACAACAAAAAA
Messenger RNA from Myxocyprinus asiaticus (Chinese sucker), 2173 nucleotides. Its product is annotated as beta-1,3-galactosyl-O-glycosyl-glycoprotein beta-1,6-N-acetylglucosaminyltransferase 3-like. The record is from RefSeq and is a predicted model, not a curated record. Bases 94 to 1392 code for a protein of 432 amino acids. Gene Ontology annotation, cellular component: membrane. The transcript has a single exon. Gene Ontology annotation, molecular function: acetylglucosaminyltransferase activity. NCBI's taxonomy places the organism in Eukaryota, Metazoa, Chordata, Actinopteri, Cypriniformes, Catostomidae.